AUGCGUUUCCGCGAUUAUGAGGAAGAAAAGAAGUACAUUCGAAAAGUUUCAGAGACACGGUACGAAAUCGAAAAGGGUUUUGUGCCGAACAUGAGAGUCGACGGGGCGUUUUACGUGAAUGAAAGUUUAGAAGAACUCGUUUUCGAGGAGCUCCGGGUUGCGUGCGGAAGAGGCAGUGCGGGCAGUUUCCUUCCGGCCGUUAAACAAGUCGCUAACGUAGCUAGCCUCCCCGGAAUAGUUGGCUACUCCCUUGCGAUGCCGGACUUGCACAGUGGCUAUGGAUUCGCCAUUGGCAACGUCGCUGCGUUUCGCACUGAUGAUCCUGAGGCAGUCGUUUCUCCCGGCGGCGUCGGGUUCGAUAUCAACUGCGGAGUGAGGCUUCUGCGCACGAAUCUCUUCGAGAACGAUCUACAACCUGUGCGAGAGCAAGUAGCUCAGGCACUUUUCGAUCACCUUCCAGUGGGUGUCGGCUCUCGUGGUAUUAUUCCAACAACGUCUCGAGACCUCGAGGAGGCGCUGGCCAGCGGCAUGGAUUGGUCACUACGCGAAGGCUAUUCAUGGGCGGAAGACAAAGAGCACUGCGAGGAGUAUGGGCGUAUGCUUCGGGCAAAUCCGGAAAAGGUAAGCGCUCGGGCGAAAAAGAGAGGCUUGCCCCAACUCGGCACUCUUGGAGCAGGAAAUCACUAUGCAGAAAUACAGAUUGUUGAUGAAAUUUUUGAUCAGGCUGCUGCGAAAAAAAUGGGAAUUGAAGAGCUUUGUCAGGUUGUGGUAAUGAUACAUUCGGGGAGCCGCGGGCUUGGCCACCAGGUGGCAACUGAUGCUCUAGUUGAAAUGGAACGAGCGAUGAAUCGUGAUCGGAUACAGGUGAAUGACCGGCAACUGGCUUGCGCUCGAAUUAAUUCAAGAGAAGGUCAGGAUUAUAUCGCUGCUAUGGCGGCAGCAGCGAACUUUGCGUGGGUGAAUCGAUCCUCAAUGACGUUCCUUGCUCGCCAAGCCUUCGCAAAAACGUUUAACUCAUCUCCUGAUGAUCUGGAUAUGCAUGUUGUAUAUGACGUUUCUCACAACAUCGCGAAAUUUGAGGAGCAUCUAGUUGAUGGACGCCCAGUGGAGCUGCUUGUUCACCGCAAGGGAGCAACGCGUGCCUUUCCUCCAUAUCACCCGUUGAUGCCGAUCUCCUACCAGGAAACUGGACAACCCGUGUUAGUGGGUGGAACGAUGGGCACUUGCAGUUACGUACUCACGGGAACGGAGCGAGCGAUGGCUGAGACGUUCGGUUCCACCUGUCACGGUGCAGGGCGCGCACGAUCGAGGAACGAGAGCCGUCGAAAACUCGACUAUCACCAAGUGCUUGAAAACCUGGAGCGGAAAGGCAUCAGCAUUCGAGUUGCUUCACCAAAGCUCGUUUCAGAAGAGGCGCCGGAGAGUUACAAGGACGUCACAGAAGUUGUCAAUACGUGCCAUGCAGCGGGAAUAAGCUGCAAAUGUGUGAAAUUGCGACCUGUGGCUGUCAUUAAGGGCUAA
Cyanidioschyzon merolae strain 10D is the source of this 1521-nucleotide messenger RNA. Its product is annotated as conserved unknown protein RtcB. The transcript has a single exon. The coding region runs from base 1 to 1521 and encodes 506 amino acids. Gene Ontology annotation, cellular component: tRNA-splicing ligase complex; nucleus. Gene Ontology annotation, molecular function: RNA ligase (ATP) activity. NCBI's taxonomy places the organism in Eukaryota, Rhodophyta, Bangiophyceae, Cyanidiales, Cyanidiaceae. Gene Ontology annotation, biological process: tRNA splicing, via endonucleolytic cleavage and ligation. The record is from RefSeq and is a predicted model, not a curated record.